Molecule: messenger RNA, 5458 nt
Organism: Salvelinus fontinalis (brook trout)
Lineage: Eukaryota; Metazoa; Chordata; Actinopteri; Salmoniformes; Salmonidae
Gene: ecel1
Product: endothelin-converting enzyme-like 1
Exons: 17
Coding region: 1107-3548 (813 amino acids)
Biological process (GO): protein processing
Cellular component (GO): plasma membrane
Molecular function (GO): metalloendopeptidase activity
Source: RefSeq, a predicted model, not a curated record
AAUGGUUAGUAUAUCCAGGCACCGGGGAGGCAUGGAAAGCAACAGAACUGUGUUUGAUUUAUUUUGCCCAUCUGUUGACAUCUUUACAACUUGAUCAUCAGUCCAGAACGUCAAGAUCGCGCGCAACAGCAUGGUUUCCCGCCACCUCUUAUUCUGGCAAAUGCACUAUGAGAUAGGCUAAGGUUUAAUGAAAUGGGCAGUUAUUGAACUGAUUUGCAUAGUAACUAUAGAUUGAAUGUUUGCAUUCUGUGUGGCUCUCUGGGCUUGGAUGAGAUUUCUCAGCAGUUUAAUAACCUGUACAACUGACUUUUGAUAAUAAUUUGGACUAUUUCGUUAUGUUUAGGCUAUAGCCUAGUGCUUGUGUUAUUCAUAUUUGAUGAGAUGAUUCAACUGGCAUCAUUGAACGAGAGUCUACUCACUUAAUUUAGUAGUAACAUUGAACGACAGGCUACUCACUUAUUCGCUACCGUGGUGAGGUAGACUACAUCGUCCAUCUUAGUCUCUCUCUCUCUCCCCUUCCCAACUCCUCUAUCCCCCUGUCUGUCACACACGCUCUCUCUCACUCUCUCUCUCUCACACACAGUCCUGUUGAGCAAAUGAGCGCUGCUCUUAUUCGGGUCUUUGGAUUUGCAGUGAGUGGCAUGUUUCACAGCGUCUAGCCCUCUGACCAGCUUCUGUAUGUACAUGCAUGGACAGGACACGAUCUGAACCUCUAUCGCAGACCACACUUGCAUCAAAAGCGCCUGGAAAGACUCUGAACACUGAAUUUGUGCCGACAGGCUGAAGCUCCAUUGGUGGGAAAGGAAAGAGACCAAGACCCAAGAGAUACACUGACAGACAAGAAGAGAGAUAGCCUCAGUGGUCCCUAACUCUCUAACGGUAAGGGUAGCAGAGGAGACAUACAAGAGGCAGUGAGUGUGUUCAGGAGAGCCAAGGGCAUUUGGGCUGCCGUACCCCUUUAGCCAUCUAGUGGGCGCCCUCCUCUCUCAUAUCAGGCCUGGAGGGCCAUUGGCCACCUGAAAGACUCCUCUCUCUCUACCACCUUCCACCACUCCCUCUAUCAGUCUCUCUUUUCAACAACGUAACGCUAAUCAACCCUCGUUGCCAUGGAGAAGACAUACUCCCUCACGGCCCACUACGAUGAGUUCCAGGAGGUCAAGUAUGGUGGUCGCUAUAGCAGCGGCACCCUUAGCAACGGCAUGAGCCUGCACUUGGGUGGGAGCCUGGACCGUAAUGUUGGGCGGGGCCGAGGCAAAGGGGGCGGGGCUAGUGAUCGGAAUCGGGACCUGAGUGGCAUCAACAGCGGACAGGGACUUCCUCGAUGGAGCCGCAGGGAGAUCUGCCUGCUCUCUGCUCUGGUGUUUGCUGCGGGGAUGUGUGUCAUCCUGGGCAGCAUGCUGGCACUCAAAUAUAUCUCCCUGGACUUCCAGCAGGAGGCGCACUGCAGACAGGACUGCCAGAAGAAACGCUCGUUAGUCCGAGCCGCACGCUUCGUCCAGGCCAACAUCGACCCCACCAUCCAGCCCUGCCAGGACUUCUACAGCUUUGCCUGCGGCGGCUGGCUACGACGCCAUGGCAUCCCAGAGGACAAGCUGAGCUACGGCAUCAUCACCGCCAUCGGAGAGCACAACGAGGAGAAGCUACGACGCCUCCUGCUGGAGCCCGUGCGCCGGCGCACCGUGGACUCGGCUGAACGCAAGGUGAAAGAGUUCUACCGCUCCUGUGUGAACAUCCAGGAGAUUGACAAGCUGGGGUCUGGGCCCAUGUCGGAGGUGAUUGACAGCUGUGGCGGGUGGGACCUGGUUGGAGCGCCCUCUGGUGGUGCGGGGUGGGAGAGCAGUACUGCACCAGCCAGACCAGACUUUGAUGAGCUGCUCUAUAGGACCCAGGGGGUGUACAGCACGGCUGUCUUCUUCUCUCUCACUGUCAACGUAGACGAUAAGAACUCCUCACGCAACGCUAUCAGGAUUGAUCAGGAGGGGCUCACACUGCCUGAGAGGACUCUGUACCUGGGGCAGGAUGAGGACAGUGUGAAGAUCCUGGCAGCUUACAAGGCCCUGAUGGAGCGUCUGCUAAGCAUGCUGGGAGCUCACAAUGCCACUCAGAAGUCCAAAGAGAUCCUACAGCUGGAAACACGCCUGGCCAGCAUCACUGUGUCUGAGUAUGAUGAACAGAGAAAGGACAUCAGCAUUAUGUACAACCGCAUCACCCUGAGACAACUACAGCGCAUCGCUCCCAGUCUGCACUGGAAACGUUUGUUGGACAGAAUCUUCCAUGAUAACUUCUCUGAGGAUGAAGAGAUUGUGGUGUUGGCUACUGACUACAUGGAGAAAGUCUCCGAGAUCAUCAAGACCACCUCCAAAAGGGUUCUCCAUAACUACAUGCUGUGGCGGAUUGUAGCAGCUCUCAGUGAACACCUGUCCACGGCGUUCCGGAGCACCAUCCAUGAGUUUUCCCGGGAGAUUGAUGGUACGGAGCGUCAGCUGGAGCUGGGGAUGCUGUGUCUCACCCAGGCUAACAAACACUUCGGCAUGGCCCUGGGAGCACUCUUCGUCAAGCAACACUUCUCCUCUCACAGCAGGGCCAAGGUACAGGAGCUGGUAGAGGACAUAAAGCACUCACUGGACCUCCGGCUGCAAGAGCUGGACUGGAUGGAUGAGGUGACCAAGGAGGCAGCCAGGGCCAAGCUGCAGCAUAUGAUGGUGAUGACAGGCUAUCCAGACUUCCUCCUCAAACCAGAGCUCAUAGACCAGGAGUACGGGUUUGAUGUGGAUGAAAAUACCUAUUUCAAAAACAUCCUCAACAGCAUCAAGUUCAACAUCAAGAUGUCUGUCAAGAAGAUCCACAAGCAGGUGGACAAGACUGCGUGGCUCCUUCCCCCUCAGGCCCUCAAUGCCUACUAUCUCCCAAACAAGAAUCAAAUGGUAUUUCCCGCUGGAAUCCUUCAGCCCACGCUGUACGACCCUGAGUUUCCACAAUCUCUGAACUAUGGAGGAAUAGGAGCCAUCAUCGGUCAUGAGCUGACACAUGGAUAUGAUGACUGGGGUGGCCAGUAUGAUCGCCAUGGAAACCUGAAGCAGUGGUGGACGGAGGAGUCAUACAAGAAGUUUCAGAAGAAAGCAGAGUGCAUCGUCAAGCUCUACGACAACUUCACCGUCUACAACCAGAGGGUGAAUGGCCGUCUGACUCUGGGGGAGAAUAUAGCAGAUAUGGGAGGCCUUAAACUGUCUUACUUUGCAUAUCAGAAGUGGAUCAGAGAACAUGGCCCAGAAAGACCUCUCCCUGGACUCAAAUACACACAUGAACAACUACUCUUCAUCGCCUUCGCACAGAACUGGUGUAUGAAGAGACGGUCUCAGUCCAUAUACUUGCAGCUACUGACUGACAAGCACGCACCAGAGCAUUACAGGUACAUACACUUCCUCACUUUCCUGAUGUGCAUCAGCCUAUCACAGGCCAUACCUAAUAUGACUCCCCUCUCCGAUUGGACUGUUCUCUCUCUAUCCCCUCUACCCCUGCAGGGUGAUUGGCAGCGUGUCCCAGUUUGAUGAGUUUGCCCGAGUGUUCCACUGUCCAAAGGGUUCACCCAUGCACCCUGUUGACAAAUGUUCUGUAUGGUGACCCCUCAACACUGACCUCUGAACUUCACCACCCACCAACAACUAGAACUUACCUGUGACCUGAACUAAAUUCUUCUAACCAACCUAUCAGACAUUAUGUUCAGUUUCACUUUUACUUCCAUCUCAAUCCUGGGACUACCUUUUCCUAUUAUCACAGAAUUUGCAAGCAAAUAAUGUCAUCACCACCAGGCAAAACCAUGAUCACUUCACUGUCUACUCAUGUAGAUAUCCAGUGCUUGACUUGGGCAGGAGCUCCCCAGAGCAGAGUACCGGCACCUCAAAUUUUCUACUGCUUGAGCUCCUGUUUCUCUUAUAAAAUAUUAGCUCAAAGUAUUGUGGAGCUCUUACACCUAAAUAAACAGUGCCGGCACCCAACAUGAGUAUCUGCACUCAUUUAAGCAUAUCAUUUAAUUAUAUAUUUGUAGAUAUACAUCUAUUUUUUUCAACAGAUGUACUGUAUCAUGGGAUUACCUUUUUGGUUUUGAUUUGUGUGAUGUCAAUUCAUUAUAAUUAUUUGAAUCACUUUUGAUAGUAGUCAAGUGUUAUUAAAUCCAAUUUAAUGCAACAGGUUCAGAGUUGGUGUAUUCAAGAACUUUGUGUAGAAGGGAUUGGGAAUGGGGAUUGUACUGCCUGAAUGACAAUGGCCAGUAUGGACUGCACUCACUGGGAUCAGUGUUGCCUGCCAAUGUUUUUGUGAGUCUUUUCUAUGAGGUAAAUAGUGGACACCGUGCUGCCAUGCUGCCCUCAAGUGGCUGAACAAAGAAGUGGUCUCCACUGUGGAGUCCUUGUUCGUCUUGACUGUUGUUUCUUGUCUGGUCUUGGCCUUGUGGACAUCAUUGGAAUGGUGUUACUGUGAGUAUGUGUGUGUUUGUACGGUUUUGAAGGUCCCUUUUCUAAUGAGAGUGGAAUCCAUAGUGACCUUUUGCUCAGGAUUUGUAGCUAAGUGUAUGUCCAGUGGCCAAAGUGCCAAAGAAUAGUGAUGGAACAUCAUGGAUUAGUCCGUCUAAACCCUUAACCCCUCCACUCCUACCUUAGUGUAAAUCAUGGUGAACUAUGCUUCACGAUCCACCGGAUACUCCAAACUCCUCACAACCCCAUGUCUCACUGUCAUACCCUAGAGUAUGGAUUCUUUAGCAAGAAGACUGUGUUUCUAAGAUGGAAGCAUGGUCCUGUUGAACAACGUCAUCUAUCCUAUUGGACAACUUCAACUGAGAGUCAUUUCGAUUUGACAUUAUGGACUCGGAGCCCUUCCUAUUGGAUUAUGUUAACUCCGGGGCCUUCCUAUUGGAUUAUGUUAACUCCGGGGCCAUCAUUGAUACAGCACAUACUCUCUCUGAUGAACUUUGAUGAAUGCCCCUGGCCUGGUCUGCAUAGCCAAGAAGCUUUCAAAGGAAGGAUCAAUAUGACUGAUAUUCCACGGUCAUAACAAAUCAUCUACAUGCUGUACACACAAAACUGUGACUCCAGUCAAGUCAGAGAAAAAAAGAAAAAACAUUUGUACAGUGAUAUAAAAAAUAUAUUAUAAUUUUGUAUAAAGAAUCUAAAAAAUAAGAACAAUCUAUGUAUAAGUUAUAAUUGUACAGUUCUUUUUCUGAAAACAGCAUGUUCAAAACCAGCUUUACAGUUAAGACUGAGAUAAAAGGAUGACAUUACACACAGUUCUCAGCAUUCAGCUGCCAUGUCAUAUAUGUGGCUGCUAUCUCAUAUAUGUGGCUGCUAUCUCAUAUAUGUGACUGCUAUCUCAUAUAUGUGACUGCUAUCUCAUAUAUGUGGCUGCUCGUGCUCGCUCAUAUUUCUUGGUGUUCAAUGUUUUAAAUAAAUAAAUGGGAUCACUGUGA